Molecule: messenger RNA, 5080 nt
Organism: Phyllopteryx taeniolatus (common seadragon)
Lineage: Eukaryota; Metazoa; Chordata; Actinopteri; Syngnathiformes; Syngnathidae
Gene: camkvl
Product: CaM kinase-like vesicle-associated, like
Exons: 13
Coding region: 102-2585 (827 amino acids)
Biological process (GO): peptidyl-serine phosphorylation
Cellular component (GO): intracellular anatomical structure
Molecular function (GO): calmodulin binding; ATP binding; calcium/calmodulin-dependent protein kinase activity
Source: RefSeq, a predicted model, not a curated record
UCGGCGCAUGGGAUGAAAUGAUGGAGGGUAAAUCCCACAGUUUAAUCCUAACUCCUCUGAUGUGCCUACAUUGAGUUUUGGAUUGUAGGACACAUUUGGGCAUGUUGGGCUUCAAACGGCUUCUAAUGCACGUUUGCACUCCAGACGGCUGGCGUUUUCUGUUCAUCGCCUCCCUGGGAGUCCAGACAGGUUUCAGCGUUUCCAUUUUGGAUAGUUUGGCUGCAAAGGCGCGUACCCACACUUCUCCAGUGCCACCGCAACUUAAGGUGAAUGCCGUCAUGCCAUUUGGGUGCCUUGCUCUGCGUGAUGGGCAGACUUACGAUAGUAUAUCCGAUGUGACAGACAAAUAUGAAAUCGGUCAGGUUCUCCGAGCGAAGGAGUUCUGUGAGCUGUGCUUGGCUAAAGACAGGCAAACAAACAAAGUCUUUGUCUGCAAGAAAUUUCUCAAGAAAGAUGGCAGGAAAGUCCGCAAGGCCGCCAAGAACGAGAUCAUGAUCCUCAAAUUGGUCAACCACCCAAACAUCCUUCAGCUUAUAGACACGUUCGAGACCCGGAAAGAAUACUACAUCAUCCAGGAACUGGCCACCGGGGGCGAUGUGUUCGACUGGAUUCAGGACCAAGGCAACUACACAGAAAGAGACGCCUCCAACGUCAUCAGACAAGUCCUGGAGGCAGUGGCGUACUUGCACUCUCUCAACAUAGUCCACAGGAAUCUGAAGCUGGAAAACCUAAUGUACUACACUGAGAACAACCACAACAAAGUCGUUCUGCGAGAUUUCUACCUUUCUAGAUUUGAGAAUGGGACCAUUACAGAACCAUGUGGAACACCAGAAUACUUGGCACCUGAAGUCGUGGCUCGUCAUCGAUAUGGCCGACCUGUGGACUGCUGGGCUGUAGGUGUCAUUAUGUUCAUUCUCUUAUCGGGUAACCCUCCUUUUUAUGAUGAGACAGAAGAGGAGAAUACAGAUCUACAUAAUCGCAUCAUUUUCUGUCGCAUUGUUGCUGGUGAUUUUGAGUUUGAUUCUCCAUACUGGGAUGACAUUUCCCCUGCAGCUAAGGAGCUUGUCUGUCGUCUCAUGGAGGUGGACCAGAUGCUGAGAAUUACAGCACAAGAUGCACUUUGGCACGAAUGGAUUGCAGGUAAUGGCGCAUCAGAGAAGAACCUAAAGGAUGGUGUCUGCGCCCAGUUUGAGAAGAACUUUGCAAAGGCCAAAUGGCGGAAAGCGAUCCGCGUCACCACCUUCAUGCAGCGUCUGAAGAACUCCGAGUCAGCGAUUGACAGUUCAGCUGACGCACAGGGUGGUGAAGGUGCAGGGGAAGUAAAAGAAGGGGUGUCCGAGGUGACAAGUGACGAGGAAGGUGGCAGGGUCAGAGAAGGCCGGGUGAUAACGGGCGGUGUGCCUUUAGAGGUAAUGGUUGAAAAAAGACCAGCAGACAUUGACCAGGAGGUCGAAAACCAGCAGGAGGUAAAGGUGAAUCUUAAAGUUGGUGCAUCGCCAUCCUGCGAUAAGCUUGGCACAAAGAAAGUGCAAGAUGGUCAUACCAAGAAAACAGCUGCCAAGUUGGAUGAAAACAUAGAAUCCCAGAUAACGCCCACUACCACCGCUGAACGCACCGAGCUGUCAGACAGUACUUCAGGUUCUCAUCCUGACAGGAAACAGACCUGCACCUCCCCUGAUCCCGGCAAUAAACUCAAGAUGACUGCAACACUUCAUGGGCCUCCACCCACAGCCUCAGCUAACACUACACACAAGGAUGGAAAUGACGGAAGCUGGUGUCAGACGCAACUGCCCGAGGCGGUGGCAGAGACUUCGGCGGGAGCGUCAGUCACUCCGGCAAUUGCGCCGGGAACUAGGCCGAAUGUAGGUCUCGGUGUUAGGUUAAGGGGUGAAGCUAGUCCUGUGUUGAGGAGGGACAGGGACGCCAAGAAAACGGACCGAUAUAGUGCAGAGUUUAAUAUUGCCAGUGAAGGUUCUGCAGCAGGUCAAGGUUGCUACGCAAUUGGCAGCUCUGCUAGUUUAGGCCGGCACGCCACACCGUACAAUAGAGACGUUGGGACCGUAGGCAUGGGGGUGGCAGGGGCCUAUGGGAAUCCAUACUGCACCUUGUAUGCAAGUGGAAGUAGUUUCGGAAUGUACGGGACCGGGUUGCAUCACGGAGGAGUGGGCAGCAGUACGACAAGCGACUGGCAAAUGGACAGUGUGAUUGAGCAGAUAGAAAAGCAAAUGGUGGCGGUGCUGGAGAAGAUCGAGGGAGACAUGCCCUCAUUGCUGGAGCAAAUCAGUGACUGCCCACCCGAAACGCUACGCAUCAGGAGCACGCACGCCUCGCCUGCCACCUCCUGGGCACGCACCGCGCAUCAUCACGCCUCUGCUGAAACCUUGGCCACACCGCCACCUCUGCCAACUUCGCCCAGGCCCGCGCUGCCAUCGCUCCCUCGCCUUACUAUCCCUCCUCCUUCCUACCCUCCGCCCUCCCCGCCGUCUGAAGCCUCGGUCUGGGCUACAGGAGAUCAAGAGUGUGGGCAGAGUGGCACUGAAUGUUCUGGACAUUUCCCCAGAGCUGGGAUGGGCAGAGGGUUAUGAAGCAAACAGUCCAGAUGGGAGUGCGGAAAUUGGCUGGAUGGAUGGAUGGAUGGGAAAUCAAUCCUAUUCUCUCUUGUUGGUCUUGAUUUAUAAGUUACUCUGUCACACCAAGACAGCACACGAUAAGAUGAGAUGACUUCUUAGUACAUCUUUAUUGCACCGAACUCUAACAGUUGAAUAAAAGGGAACAGACAGAACUUUGAAAGAAAGCUACAAAGAGCAUGAUUUUGAAAAAUGUGUGCAUUGUAUGCUCACUACACAACAGCAUCAUUCUGGAAUGCAGGUGGUUUUUGUAGUUGAACAAAAAAUGCGUAGAACGGGAAACAAACGUUGUCUAACAGAAAUGACAAAUCACUAUUUGAAUCAUGUCCUGCAAAUUGUAAAUAGAUUUAUUGUAACUUGCUUCCUAAUUCUUGUUAUGCUGUGUGUGGUAAACGUCCUCAUGUCUAAACAUCUAUUAACAUUAUUAAUCAAGCAAUUCCAGUUCUACAACCCCAAUUCCAAUGGAGUUGGGACAUUGUGUUAAACAUAAAUAAAAACAGAAUACAGUGAUUUGCAAAUCAUGUUCGACCUAUAUUUAAUUGAAUACACUACAAACACAAGGUAUUUAAUGUUCAAACUGAUAAACUUGAUUGUUUUUAGAAAAUAAUCAUUAACUUAGAAUUUUAUGGCUGCAACACAUUCUAAAAAAGCUGGGACAGGUGGCAAAAAAGACUGAGAAAGUUGAGGAAUGCUCAUCAAACACCUGUUUGGAACCUCCCACAGGUGAACAGGCUAAUUGGGAACAGGUGGGUGCCAUGAUUGGGUAUAAAAGGAGCUUCCCUGAAUUGCUCAGUCAUUCACAAGCAAAGAUGUGGCAAGGUUCACCACUUUGUGAACAAGCGCGUGACAAAAUAGUCCAACAGUUUCAGGACAAUGUUCCUCAACGUACAAUUGCAAGGAAUUUAGGGAUUUCAUCAUCUACGGUCCAUAAUAUCAUCAAAAGGUUCAGAGAAUCUGGAGAAAUCACUGCAUGUAAGUGGCAAGGCCGAAAACCAACGUUGAAUGCCUGUGACCUUCGAUCCCCUCCUGCGGCACUGCAUCAAAAACCGACAUCAAUGUGUAAAGGAUAUCACCACAUGGGCUCAGGAACACUUCGGAAAACCAAUGUCAGUAAAUACAGUUUGGCGCUACAUCCAUAAGUGCAACUUGAAGCUCUACUACGCAAAGCAAAAACCAUUUAUCAACAACACCCAGAAACGCCAACGGUUUCUCUGGGCCCGAGCUCAUCUAAGAUGGACUGACGCAAAGUGGAAAAUAGUUCUGUGGUCCGAAGAGUCCACAUUUCAAAUUGUUUUUGGAAAUUGUGGACGUCGUGUCCUCCGGGCCAAAGAGGAAAAGAACCAUCCGGACUGUUAUGGACGCAAAGUUCAAAAGCCAGCCUCUGUGAUGAUAUGGGGCUGUGUUAGUGCCAAUGGCAUGGGUAACUUACACAUCUGUGAAGUCACCAUUAAUACUGAAAGGUACAUGCAGGUUUUGGAGAAACAUAUGUUGCCAUCCAAGCGACGUCUUUUUCAUGGACGCCCCUGCUUAUUUCAGCAAGACAAUGCCAAAGCACAUUCUGCACGUGUUACAACAGCGUCGCUUUGUAGUAAAAGAGUGCGGGUACUAGAUUGGCCUGCCUGCAGUCCAGACCUGUCUCCCAUUGAAAAUGUGUGGCGCAUUAUGAAGCGUAAAAUACGACAACAGAGACCCCUGACUGUUGAACAGCUGAAGCUGUACAUCGAGCAAGAACGGGAAAGAAUUCAACCUACAAAGCUUCAACAAUUAGUGUCCUCAGUUCCCAAACGUUUAUUGAAUGUUGUUAAAAGAAAAGGUGAUGUAACACAGUGGUAAACAUGACCCUGUCCCAGCUUUUUUGUGGAAUGUGUUGCAGCCAUAAAAUUCUAAGUUAAUAAUUAUUUGCUAAAAACAAUAAAGUUUAUCAGUUUGAACAUUAAAUAUCUUGUCUUUGUUGUGGAUUAAAUUAAAUAUAGGUUGAACAUGAUUUGGAAAUCAUUGUAUUCGGUUUUUAUUUAUGUUUAACUCAACGUUCCAACUUCAUUGGACUUGGGGUUGUACUUUCAUCCUUUUAAUGUAGCCAUUCAUUUGAGAGCGCGGUCGAAAUUCCAGCCAAGUGGACUGAGGAAACCUUAUCACUGCAAUAGAGAUUUACUAAUUUCUAAAUACCCCUGCCAAAGUCAUUCAAAAAUCUUGCCUUUUGGGAAGAAAGAACUCAAAUUAUUUUCCUAUCACAAAUAUAAACGCGAUUUACGUUUUCUUCAUUCUUUUUUGGGGCCAAUGUACCUUCAUGUUAUGUGCUUUUCUCUGGAUCAAUAUAUCCACCAUUCUACCCCAAUAGUAAAAUAUAUUGUAUCUCCAAGUCUUUCAUUAAAAAUAAAAAUAAAUAUAAUCUUUACCGGUUUUAUUUAUUGAUGUUUUGACUGGCGGGUGAUUAAUAAAUUACUUUAAACCAG